Messenger RNA from Iphiclides podalirius (scarce swallowtail), 1155 nucleotides. The record is from the annotation of a GenBank genome assembly. NCBI's taxonomy places the organism in Eukaryota, Metazoa, Arthropoda, Insecta, Lepidoptera, Papilionidae.
AUGGCAAAGGAACGUUUGCAGACUUACUUACGGAAGAACACAGUUUACAUGGCUCCCAACCUCGAUCGUCGACAGACUAGCUUCCCAAAUUUAAAAUAUCCUAUUUAUCGAGACGUAGACCCGAGAACUUCAUAUCAAUGGCUAAAAGGGAAAAAUAUGCUCGAUGGAGCGGAAGGUCUUUGGAGGAUUCACGAUUCUCUUUACGAUUUGACUGACCUCAUUUCAUCGCAUCCCGGUGGACCCCAAUGGAUAAAUAUUACUAAGGGUACGGAUAUAACGGAGGCGUUUGAAACACACCACCUUCACGGGGUGGCAGAAAUGUUAGUAGCGAAAUAUUUCGUCAGAAAAGCCGACACACCGAGAAAUUCUCCUUUCACGUUUAAAGAGGAUGGAUUUUACAAGACUUUGAAGGAAAAAAUUAAGAUAAAACUCAAAGAAAUGCCGAAGGACAUUAGGAAACAGAGUGAUGUUGUGAUUGACAUCAUCGUAGGCUAUAUUCUUAGUGGAGUAACAACUGCUGCACAUAACUACUUUCAUCGUGCAGAUAAUUGGAGAAUGUACCUUUUCAAUCUCAACGGCAUGUCAUUCGAAGACUGGAGAAUAUCGCAUGCUUUGUCACAUCACUUGCAUACCAACACAACCAACGAUUUGGAGCUGAGUAUGCUAGAGCCCUUCCUACAAUAUUUGCCAUCAAAGAAAAAGCCAAUAUGGGCUCAAAUGGCUGCAUUUUACUAUCCGAUAAUAUUUUCUUUUGUAGCUAUUGGCCUAUUGGUUAAAGAGAUAGUGACGGGUGCAGUAGGAAUGGAUGGUAAAAAGCUAUCGUGGGCUAACGCGAUACAAUUCUUCCUCCCGGCAUGGAUGUGGGCACUGGGUGGAUUGUCGCUACUUUGGACUCUAGUUGUGUGGAUGGCUGCCAAUAUAAUAGGAAGUUAUAUUUUUAUGAUAAAUGGCUUGACUGCCGGCCAUCACUCGCAUCGUAACUUCUUUGAUGGAGACAUACCUAGGGCAGACUACUACGAUUGGGGAAUUCAUCAACUAGAUGCACUGGAGGAGCGAGUGGAUUUCAGCCAUUUCAAUUCACUUACACGUUUCGGUGGAUCAACGAUACUCAAGAGUCGCAGGCAACCGGUGGAUGCAAAUGGCAAAGUGGCGUUC